AUUAGCCAAGCGGGAGUGAAAAAUAUCGAUAUGGCCUCGCCAAAGUUUAAGGGGAAGUGAGCAGCUGCCGUUGGUGACCAGCUGCCGGUCGAGUGGCAUUCUCUCAGGCCUUUGCAUCUGGUGGCCUGCUAACCCUGAACUUGCAUUGGAAAUCAAUACCAGUGGGUGGCCCAGUGUGCCUGGCAAUACGAUUCGCCCGGCAAACUCCGUUGGGAGAACAAAAACACACAUUCCAGCAAUCCGAAUAUCCAAAUUCCUAGCUUUGCCAGCGAUUCGAUUCGUUAAAUAAUUAAAGCCUCCAAUCCGCAAUGGAUUUUCUCGAUCCUGAGCUUCACAGCAUCGACGACGUGUGUGCCCAGUUCGAAGCGUACAAAAAGCAACGCAAGGAAGAACAAGCGGAGCUGAAGAACAAGCUGAAGACCAAGUUCAACGUGGAUGCCGAUCUUAAGGAGCUCAACUCCAACAUGGAAACCCUGCGGGUGGGGAUGCAGAAGCUCGAGCAGCGGCAGCAGUGUCAGCUGCGUCAAAGGAAACUCCUCUCUCAGUCGAGUUUCGAGGCCAUUGAGCCAGCUCCAGCGGGUGAAGUUGAUUCCUCCGUAAAGGACGAAGACAAUGAGCCGGAAAAACUUUUGAUUAAAUGCGGAGUGAGCAAGUGCCUCUUCGAGAAUUGCCAAAAGCACGUGGACAGCCAGCUGCUUAUGGUGCACUACCUCUGCGAACACGACGACAAGUAUGCCUCCUUUCAGCGCUUUCAGCCACUGGUGGAGGGUGAGCGUGUUGUGCUCUCCUUCCAGCCGCAGAGCUGUGAGUUUCGGGUGAACCAGGUGUUGGGACUCCUGGCUUACGGUGGCCAGCUGGAGCAGAAGUUUCUGAUGUCACGGAGACCACGGGAUCCGGAGCAGCAUUUGCAGCUGGAACCCCACAUGCCGGUGGUGGUGCUCAUCUGCCGUACAGCGACACACGCUGCUCUGAAGGAUAAGCUUCCGACACGAAGUGUGCGGUUAUCGGAUACUCUAAGGGAUCAGGUGUAUGUGAUUUGGCUGGUGACACCUGGCGACCGGCUGCAGCUAAACGCCACGUUGUGUCUGUGCGGGAGAGAUGCUGCUGUGCGGGCAGCGUACGUGGUGGGUGUUCGAAAGGUGAAUCAUAGCCAAGACACGAGCCGCUUCAUGGCUGUUGACGCCAACUACUGGCGACUGACGUACGCCGAAGUGGAUCGACUCUCAAAUAACUUCCGCGACGAACUGCACCUAGAGGUUUCGCUCACGGAGUCCCCAGCUCCACUGGGUGGAAUGUAACCGCUUCCU
Molecule: messenger RNA, 1307 nt
Organism: Drosophila rhopaloa
Lineage: Eukaryota; Metazoa; Arthropoda; Insecta; Diptera; Drosophilidae
Exons: 1
Coding region: 309-1298 (329 amino acids)
Source: RefSeq, a predicted model, not a curated record